Molecule: messenger RNA, 1127 nt
Organism: Suillus clintonianus
Lineage: Eukaryota; Fungi; Basidiomycota; Agaricomycetes; Boletales; Suillaceae
Exons: 1
Coding region: 178-978 (266 amino acids)
Source: RefSeq, a predicted model, not a curated record
CCUGUCAAGUAUAUCAUGCUCACUGAGCCUCCUUGCAGCCUCCACUUGUCUUCUUCAGCUACUUCUGCUUCCAUCACAUCGCACAGAACACUACACGAUAGCUUUCCUGCAAAAACAACAGAAGUGAAGUGAUUUUUCACUGACUGACUAUCCUUAUUUCUGACAUUUUACCCCUAGAUGGCCAAUCUCAUUCGUUCUGCAAAGUAUAGCCUGUUCUGGGAUCACAACGAGCUCAUGGCAUACAACAUAAAUUUCACUACUAUACCGGCACAUCAAUUCUUUCCACAGGGGACAGAUAUCCCUCUAACCGUGGCAGGAUUUGAUCCCGAGCUCGCCACCGCCAAGAUGUCCUCUUACGCCCAUGUGUCGCGCACCACCUUGAAACUUCUCGUAUAUCUCCACUUUGCCAUGGAUCCGAGUCACGCUCUAUAUGAGUCGACGAUCAUCUCCUUGACUUGUGUGGUUUUCGACAUACUUGGCUUCCAAAAUGAUUGGCAGUACCUAUUGAAACCGCACAUUAUCCCAUUGCUGAUCUGCAAUGAUGUCAACAAAAGCGCAUGGCUAAGCGUAUGCGAAUUGGAUCAAUCAAAUCUCUUGCUUGUUCUGCUACAGGUUAAGCCGUCGAUGGGCGAGUCAAACGUCGAAGCACGUACGGUCGCAGGAGCCAUUGCGGCGUACCAGUACAACAACAAGAAGCGGCAAGAGAUGGGUUUGCAUCCGCUUGAUGCCAUGACGAUGCCUUGCAUGACCAUGGUUGGGACACGCCCCGCCUUCUAUCUGGUGCCCGUCACCAAAGCGUUGAAUGAGGCAGUUGUUUCCGGUCAGUUUCCGUCAGAUAGGACUGAGGUGUUGAAGUGUGAGGUUCAAAGUGACCAUAAUGGAGGCUUGGAGGCACCGGAAUAUAGGGGCGUUGCUCUCCAGUAUUUUGUUGCAUUCAAAUCCCUUGCGAAAAGCCAUUGGGAGAAGUUCCUUAGUUAAAAUUAAAAUCGAGUCACCCAGGCUUGUCACGGUCAUAUGCGAAUCGUACUGGUAUUAUUUGGGUGUAUAAUCUGAAUCCAGAACAGCUUCUGAACUUUCCACUUAUGAGUCGCCUGCUGAAGUCUGCGAUAAAGAAGGCGAAGCGGGGG